Molecule: messenger RNA, 4554 nt
Organism: Pelmatolapia mariae (spotted tilapia)
Lineage: Eukaryota; Metazoa; Chordata; Actinopteri; Cichliformes; Cichlidae
Product: alpha-2-macroglobulin-like
Exons: 37
Coding region: 1-4521 (1506 amino acids)
Cellular component (GO): extracellular region
Molecular function (GO): endopeptidase inhibitor activity
Source: RefSeq, a predicted model, not a curated record
AUGGCGGAGACUCUCAAAGUGGAGCCAUCCCAGCCUGCUUCAAAAUGGCCACCAUCGUCCCUGUACCCAAAUCCUCCACAUCUCAUCACUGAACGACUGGCGACCUGUAGCCCUGACCCCCAUUGUGAGCAAAUGCUUCGAGAAGCUGAAUUAUCACAACCAGUCAUGGACCGUCUCUGGAUCCUGAGCUGCACUCUGUGUGUCCUCCUGAGCUGGAUGCAUGUGGAUCAAGCAGUGGCUGAACCCCAGUACCUGGUGGCCAUUCCUGCAGUUAUUGAAGCUGGAGCUGAGGCCAAAUUCUGUGCAACUCUCCGACAGCCCAGUGGGACUCUGGUCAUGACUGUCACUUUGAUGUCCCAAGAGAAGAACACGACCUUAUUCACGCAUACGUCAAAUGAAGAAUUUCAAACCUGUGUUCAGUUUAAGGCUCCUUUGGUACAAAAGGAGGUGCAAGAUUUUCAGGUGGAGGUACGAGGAGACACAUUUUACUCCAAACAAGUCAGAAAAGUGAUGAUCCAAGCGUAUGAUCCCUUCACAUUCAUCCAAACAGAUAAACCCAUCUACCUUCCUGGACAAAAAGUGAAUUUCAGAGUCGUUACGAUGGAUAAUAAAAUGCGACCUGCCAAUCAGCUGUAUGAUGUCAUUGAACUUCAGGAUCCAAAUAGUAACAGGAUUGGACAGUGGCUAAAUGAAACAUCCAAUAGCAGAAUACUGCAGCUUUCUUACUCCUUGGACACUGAGGCCCGUGAGGGACCGUACCAGAUCAUUGUGUCAAUGGGUGAGACGAAAAUAUCCCACAACUUCAAAGUGGAGAAGUAUGUUUUACCCAAAUUUGAUGUGACAGUAAAUAUAUCUGAAGAAGUGAGUAUUGGGCAGGAAGACAUUGAAGCUGAAGUGUGUGCAAAGUACACGUAUGGACAGCCUGUACCAGGACGUGUUACAGUUAAUGUGUGCAGACCUAUUGAUAGGUACUUUUCCCGUGGUGUAUCGGUGCACAGUGAGGAUGAUUUGGCGCUAUUGCAGAUUGCGCCCUGCCACACAGAGACAAAGCAGGCAGACAAGACUGGCUGUGCAACAUUUUCCUUCAAAAUGUCAAUUUUUACUAAAAUGGACCAAAAGGUGCUUCAAGAUGUUCUGGAUAUCAGGGCCAAAGUGGAAGAAAAGGGAACAGGUAUUUCACACCCUCAAGAGAAGAGAAUCAGGAUUUCUUAUGUCCUUGGAAAAGUGUCUUUCAUUAACGUGCCCAAGGUUUGGGAACGGGGAUCUAAUGUGGAAGGAAAAGUCAAAGCAGUGUACCACAAUAAUACACCAGUUUGUAACGCACCGGUCUACCUGUUCACGGGAGAAAUGUGGCGAGCACGCUCACUACAAAAUCUGACAACUGACAGCAACGGUGUGGCCUCAUUUUCCUUCAGCACUGAUAACUUUGACCAGGAUAUCCAACUUCAUGCAAGCCUGACACCAACAGUGGGCCAGCCAGGAUAUAGAACUGCAUACUAUGACAGGGGAUUUCACACAUUAUCCAUGUCCCAGCCGUCUUCUCCUGAUAUUAAAACAAUCAGCUCUCUAGAGGUACAGACGAACGAUGAAGCAGUGCCCUGUGACGCAGAAGAAGACAUAUCAGUAAACUACACUAUAGUGGGAGAGUCUCCAGGGUCUGUGGAUGUCAUUUAUCUGGUGUUGUCCAGAGGAGCUGUCACCAUGCAAGGACAAAAACAGGUUGAAGUGCAAGACAGAUCGGUGAAUGAGGGCCAGGUGUCCUUUAAAGUCAGAGUGUCUCCUGAGAUGGCUCCAGAGUUCCAGGUUGUGGCUUAUGCCGUCCUGCCAAGUGAGGAUGUAAUUGCCCACAGUGCUGACUUCUCUACUGACAAAUGCUUCAGCAACAAGGUGUCAGUGGAGUUUUCACCGUCUUCAGCCGUCCCAGGUGAAGAGACCAACAUGCAGGUGACGGCCCUGCCACAUUCUCUGUGUGGUGUGAGCGCCAUCGACAAGAGCGUUCUCAUCAAGGAGCCUGGGAAGACUCUGGAUGCAGAUAAGAUAUUUGACUUGCUCCCACUCAAGAAAUCCUCAUAUAUCCCAUAUGAGGUUGAUGAUGCUACAGAAUGCCUUAAUGUGAGACCAAAAAGAUAUGUUUUGCCGUACCCCAGUCAAGAGCAAAAUGAUGCUUAUGCAGUUUUCCAGAAAGUCGGACUGAAGAUGGCGACAAACUUGCUUAUUCGAUUGCCUUCAUGCCUCCAGUUCAAGGGAAAAGUCUACCAUGAAGGCCCUCGUGUCUACUAUGGUGAAUCAUUUGCUUAUAUGCUUCCGGAUGUUAGAUAUUCUUCUGGUCCUGGUCUGGGAUCUGCUGGGCAUCUUCCUCCUGAAGCUGCACCAAUAGAGACAGUUCGCUCUUUCUUCCCUGAGACUUGGAUUUGGGAUCUGGUGGAAGUUGGAGAGGAUGGAAAAAGGGGCGUGUCCCUGACUGUCCCAGACACCAUCACCACCUGGGAGACGGAGGCUUUCUGUUUGUCCUCUCAGGGUUUUGGUUUGGCUCCUCGUAAAGAAAUGAAAGUCUUCCAACCUUUCUUCCUUGAACUCACCAUGCCCUACUCCAUCAUCCGGGGGGAGCACUUUGAACUGAAGGCGACUGUCUUUAACUACCUGACCAGCUGCAUCAUGGUUACUGUCACUCCUGGGCCGUCCUCAGAUUACACCCUCACUCCUCUCUCUGGUGAUCUGUACACAUCCUGUUUGUGUGCCAACGAGCGCAAGACCCUCAGGUGGACCAUGAUCCCAACAGCCUUAGGGGCUGUGAAUGUGACUGUGUCUGCUGAGGCCGUAGCUUCCCAUGUGUCAUGUGAUAAUGAGGUUGUGAGCGUACCAGACAGAGGUCGCAUCGACGUGGUCACCAAAUCUCUCAUAGUGAAGGCUGAGGGAACUGAGAUGACAAAGACGUACAACUGGCUUCUUUGUCCAAAAGGAAGCCCGCUGACAGAGGAAGCGCAGAUACAUCUGCCUGAGAAUGUGAUAGAAGGAUCUGCCCGCACUUCUGUAUCAGUCCUGGGUGACAUCCUCGGCCGGGCUCUGAAGAACCUGGAUGGAUUGCUGCAGAUGCCGUAUGGAUGUGGGGAGCAGAACAUGGCUCUCCUGGCCCCCAACAUCUACAUCCUCCACUACCUGAAAGGCACACAGCAGCUCACCACAGCCAUCAUGGAAAAAGCUACUAACUUCCUCACCAGUGGAUACCAAAGACAGCUCAACUACAAAAGUGCUGACGGUGCUUACACCACAUUUGGAACAGGACCAGGAAACACUUGGCUGACUGCAUUUGUGGUAAGAAGUUUUUCCAAAGCUCAGUCUUUCGUCUAUAUUGAUCCCAGAAAGAUCGAAGAGUCUAAGUCCUGGCUGCAACAUAAACAACAAGAAAAUGGCUGUUUUGAAAAGUCUGGGAAACUCUUCAACAACAGAAUGAAGGGUGGUGUAUCUGAUGAAGUGACUCUCAGUGCGUACGUUACAGCUGCCUUCUUGGAAAUGAAUACAUCCCAACAUGAUCCUGUGAUGAACAAGAGCCUGGCUUGUCUCAAGGAGUCUCUCAGUGACCUGAGCAACACCUACACUACAGCUCUGCUGGCCUAUGUGUUCACUCUGGCAGGAGACGUGGAGACCCGAGCUCACCUUCUGCAGCACUUAGACACAGUUGCAGUGAGGGAAGGAGGUUUCCUCUACUGGUCUCAGACAGCAGCAGAAACAUCAGCCUCCCUGUCAGUGGAGAUCAGCUCUUAUGUGCUGUUGGCCAAACUCAGCGCCUCCCCGACUGCUGAGGAUCUGGGAUAUGCCUCUGGUAUUAUCAGGUGGCUGACUGGGCAGCAGAACUAUUACGGAGGCUUCUCCUCCACUCAGGACACGGUGGUGGCUCUUCAGGCUCUGGCUCUCUACUCCACUCUGGUGUUCAGUCCUGAAGGUUGGAGCACAGUGACAGUUCAGGCUCCCAGCAGUCAGCUGACAUUUGAUGUAAAUCAGAGCAACAAACUGCUCUACCAGGAGGAGGCGCUGCAGGACGUGUCAGGAAAAUACAGCCUGGAGGUGAAGGGCACUGCAUGUGCUUCAGUGCAGAUUUCUGCCACCUACAACAUCCCAACACCUGCUGAUGUCACCACUCUCAGUGUGAAAGUCCAACUAGAGGUCAACACCACCAGUGAAUCUGCUAGACCCAAAUUCAUUGUGCAAAUACAAUCGCUGUACAGUGGAAAGGAGAAAACUACAAACAUGGUGAUCCUGGACAUCAAAAUGCUCUCUGGAUUUUCCCCAGACCCCGAGUCUUUGAAGAGUCUCAAACAUGGCUCCCUGGUGAGUCGUGUUGAACAAAAGGAGGAUCAUGUUCUGGUGUACUUAGAGGAGUUAUCAAAGGACACACCCAUCAACCACAGCUUAGACAUCAUCCAGGAGCUCCCAGUGGACAACCUGAAGCCAGCCGUGGUCAAGAUCUAUGACUACUACCAACCAGGUGACCAGGCUGAGACCCAAUACAUGUUUGUGUCGUGAGCUGCAGGUAAGAAGCUGUAAUAACACACAAGU